CCUGCCAAAAGAUUGCUGGGAUUGGCUCCAGCACUCCCGCGACCCUUGUGAGGAUAAACGGCUCAGAAAAAGGAUGUAUGGAUGGAUGGCUAGAAGGAUGGAUGUUUGGCGGAAGGUUGCUGCCCGGAACCAACAUCAUUGGGCCAUGUUGCACUUCGGACUGGUUUUGUGAGAGUGCUGCGCUUGACACAGAUGAUUUUUUGGAGAAGCAGAAAGUUUUGAAGUUUCGAGGUGACCUGGCUACGAGGCAGGGCAAAUACCAGACAGCCCUGGAUGCGUACAGCAGUUGCAUGGAGUGGAUCGCUGACAACAACCUGUCAAUCAAGAGAGACGUUUUGGAAGGAAUGGCUCGAUGUUGCACCCGGCUGGGCCAGAGAGAGCGAGCGAUGUGUCUAGUGGAUCUGCUGAGCAAAGAAGCCUCAAACACUUGUCACCUGACCAGCCUGCUGCUGCUCAAGGUCACCGUCUACCAACAUUUUGGACUUAUCGGACCCAGAAUGUCGUCUCUGCAGGAGCUGUGUAGCCUGCUGCCUUUUAACCCCUGGAACUGGUACAACCUGGGGAAGAUGUGUCUGCAGCUACUGGAUCACCCCACGACCUUUCAGGAGAAAGGCAAAGAUGCUGAAGAGCAACGUGAGGAACUCUCUGAAGACCGACUCCGGCUGAAGGCCUGCACUUGUUUCAUCAGGACCAGACUCUUACUCAGAAUCCUACAGCAGCAGCAGUCGUCGUUUGUGCUGCAACGCAACCAAAAUGUCAUCCGAACAGCAGAUGAAGCAAUCGCGCAUCUUAAUCUCAACCAAACGACUCUGCUCACCCUCACCGAGGUCAUGUCAGAGGACCUGAACCCUGAGAAGAUGAGGGAGGACUACCAGGAUGGCAAGAGUCUGUCUAGUGUUUGUGUGCAGAGCUUCGAGGAGCGCUGGUGGAAUAAGAUUCUCCUGAGUGGGGUUCCGGAGGCUGAUGGAAGUCACGGGCCGAGCGACACCAAGUUGUGAUACUUUUCGUGUUGUCCACCUCAAAGUGUGGUGAACAAAAAAAAAAAGAAGAACUGGAGAAGUGUGCUAGACUUUUUCACAGUCAGUACAAAAGGAAGGAAGCUGCAUGUUUUUGCACUGCAAUUUAAUAAGCUGCCCAAAUGUCAUGUGUGCCUUCGUAUGAAGUGUGUCACUGGAUGAAAUCAUUCUGUGAGAACUGAGAUUUUUAAGCAUGU
Messenger RNA from Syngnathoides biaculeatus (alligator pipefish), 1213 nucleotides. RefSeq lists its product as uncharacterized. The record is from RefSeq and is a predicted model, not a curated record. Lineage: Eukaryota; Metazoa; Chordata; Actinopteri; Syngnathiformes; Syngnathidae. The transcript has 8 exons. Gene Ontology annotation, molecular function: protein binding. Bases 78 to 998 code for a protein of 306 amino acids.